Molecule: messenger RNA, 8165 nt
Organism: Alosa alosa (allis shad)
Lineage: Eukaryota; Metazoa; Chordata; Actinopteri; Clupeiformes; Clupeidae
Gene: pi4kaa
Product: phosphatidylinositol 4-kinase, catalytic, alpha a
Biological process (GO): phosphatidylinositol phosphate biosynthetic process; phosphatidylinositol-mediated signaling
Cellular component (GO): plasma membrane; cytoplasm
Molecular function (GO): 1-phosphatidylinositol 4-kinase activity
Source: RefSeq, a predicted model, not a curated record
UUCCACUAGUUUUGUCCUCAUAGAUGUCCACUUCUGUAAGAUGUAGCUAGUCAGUGUCCAGAACCCGCGGCUCUCUAAAAUACAAUCAUGUCGGCGAAAGGAGGUGGAUCAAAAGGAUUUUAUUUCAAUACAGUGCUAUCUCUGGCACGGUCUUUGGCUGCUAAUCGACCAGCUCCGAUUGAAAAGGUUCAGAAACUGCAAUGCAUGUGCCCAGUGGAUGUUCGUGGGGUGUAUCAGCUGGACGAGAGGAGAAGGGAUGCGGUCAUCGCGCUGGGGGUGUUCCUGGUGGAGUCGGAACUACAGCACAAAGAGACAAUCGUUCCGUACCUCCUGGGUUUGCUGAGGGGACUACCAAGGGUGCAAUGGAUUGAAGAGAACUCUGAGAGGAAGGGAAGGGAUACCCUCCCAGGGGCAGAGAACUUCUGCUUCUGCCUGGUCACCCUGCUGUCAGAUGUGGCUCAACAGGAUGAGGCUCUGAGAUCACAGAUUUUAGAGGCAGUGAUGAACCUGAUGCAGGUGCUGCAGGAGGCGUGCCAGAACCCAGAGGCUCAGGAUAAAGAGAACCUGUGUAGGUACACCGUGCCGUCCCUGCUGGGUGUGGUGAGGGCGUUCGGUCGCUACAGCAACACGGACGAGCCGCUCCUGUCCAAGCUGUUCCCGCGGGUGUGCCCACAGCCGCUGCUCCUGGGCGAGGACCUAGAGGCGGCGCGCCGGCGCUCCUUCCACGACUUCCGCUCCAUUCUGCCCAGCUCGCUGCUGACCGCCUGCCAGAGCGACACCAUGCGCCGCAAGGCAAGCGGCAGCUCCAGCGUCUCACAGCAGGCCAGUCCAGAGCGCGGAGCGGCUCUGCCCCCCAGCUCCCCCGCUGACCCCUCGGCCCAGUACUUUGAAGGCUCCUACCUGCCUGACGGAGCUGUGGACCCAGACUACUACUUCUCCACCAUCAGCUCCAGCUUCUCCGUGUCGCCGCUCUUCACUGGCUCUGGGCGGGAGUUCAGCGUCCCUCUGGAGGUCCUCCGGAGACUGCUGGCCAUGGUGGAGCAGUUUGUGGCCGAGUCCUUCCUCAAGACACUGGACGCCACGCUCGCCAAGGUCUUGGAGAUGAAUCCAGGCAUUCAUCUGUACUACAAAACCUUCAGUGAUCCACUUUAUGUGGCCAUAUUUAAGAUGCUAAGGGACACGCUCUACUACAUGAAAGACCUGCCGACGGCGUUUGUGAAAGAGGUGCACGACUUUGUGCUGGAGCAGUUCAGCAGCAGCCAGUCGGAGCUGCAGCGCAUCCUCCACGACGUGGAGUACCUGCACAGCGAGCUCAGCCCGCUCAAGCUGCGCUGCCAGGCCAACGCCGCCUGCGUCGACCUCAUGGUGUGGGCCGUCACCGAGGAGCAAGGAGCUGAGAACCUGUGCACCAAGCUGUCGGAGAAACUGCAGUCCAAGACCUCCAGUAAAGUCAUCAUCGCUCACAUGCCCCUUCUCAUCUGCUGCCUACAGGGUCUGGGUCGCUUCUUCCCAGUGGUGGCCCACUCCGUCACCACUUCUCUUAGGGACUUCCUAGUGGUCCCCUCUCCAGUGCUGGUCAAGCUCUACAAGUACCACAGCCAGUACACUACAGGGACUGGAGAGAUCAAAAUCCAUGUCACCAAUGAACAUGCCCAGUCCACGUUCAACGUCCACCACAAGCAGAAGAGUCAGCCGUCCAUGUACGAGCAGCUCAGAGAUAUCUCCAUUGACAACAUCUGCAGAUCUCUUAAGUCCGGUUUGACCAUGGACUCUGUGAUUGUGGAGGCUUUCCUGGCAAGCUUGUCCAAUCGCCUCUACAUCUCCCAGGAGAACGACAAGGACGCUCAUCUGAUCCCGGACCACACCAUCCGUGCGCUGGGCCACAUCGCAGUGGCUCUGCGGGAGUCUCCACGGGUGAUGGAGCCCAUCCUGCAGAUCCUGCAGCAGAAGUUCUGCCAGCCGCCCUCCCAGCUGGACGUGCUCAUCAUAGACCAGCUGGGCUGCAUGGUCAUCACCGGAAAUCAAUAUAUCUACCAGGAGGUGUGGAACCUGUUCCAGCAGAUUAGUGUGAAGGCCAGCUCACUGGUCUACUCCACCAAGGACUACAAGGACCACGGAUACAGGCACUGCUCCCUGGCGGUGAUUAACGCGCUGGCCAACAUCGCGGCCAACCUGCAGAGCGAGACGAUGGUGGACGAGCUGCUGGUCAACCUGCUGGAGCUGUUUGUGCAGCUGGGCCUGGAGGGCAAGAGGGCCAGCGAGCGCUCCAGCGAGAAGGGGCCCGCACUCAAGGCAUCCAGUAGUGCUGGAAACCUUGGCGUGCUUAUUCCUGUCAUCGCUGUGCUGACCAAACGUUUGCCCGCGAUCAAAGAGGCCAAGCCGCGACUGCAGAAGCUCUUCAGAGAUUUCUGGCUCUACUCCGUGGUCAUGGGCUUUGCUGUGGAGGGUUCUGGGCUGUGGCCAGAGGAAUGGUAUGAGGGUGUGUGUGAGAUCGCCACCAAGUCUCCACUCCUCACCUUCCCCAGUGGCGAGCCCCUUCGCUCUGAGCUGCAGUACAACUCCGCCCUUAAGAACGACACCGUCACCCCGGCUGAGCUGAACGACCUGAGGAGCACCAUCAUCAACCUGCUGGACCCUGUGGCUGAGUCGGCCACCCUAAUCAACAAGCUUGACUUUGCCAUGUCCACCUACCUGCUGUCGGUGUAUCGGCUGGAGCACAUGAGGGUGCUUCGCUCCCAAGACUCGGACCGCUUCCAGGUCAUGUUCCGAUACUUUGAAGACCGAGCCAUCCAGAAAGACAAAUCAGGGAUGAUGCAGUGUGUCAUCUCCGUGGGCGAUAAAGUCUUUGAGCUCUUUCUUCUGAUGAUGGCUGAGAAGUCCAAGACGAAGUCUCACGAGGAGGAGCUGGAGCGUCAUGCCCAGUUCCUGCUGGUCAACUUCAACCACAUACACAAGCGCAUCCGCAGAGUGGCUGACAAGUACCUGUCUGGACUGGCUGAGACCUUCCCUCACCUGCUGUGGAGCGGCCGUGUGCUGAAGACCAUGCUGGACAUCCUGCAGACGCUCUCUCUGUCCCUCAGUGCUGACAUCCACAAAGACCAGCCGUACUACGACAUCCCAGACACACCCUACCGCAUCACUGUACCAGACACUUACGAAGCCAGAGAGAGUAUUGUGAAGGACUUUGCUGCUCGCUGUGGGGAGAUUUUGAAGGAGGCCAUGAAAUGGGCCCCAUCCGUCACCAAGUCCCACCUGCAGGAGUACCUGAACAAGCACCAGAACUGGGUGUCGGGUCUGUCCCAGCACACAGGCCUGGCCAUGGCCACCGAGAGCAUUCUUCACUUCGCCGGAUACAACCGCCAGAGCACCACGCUCGGGAUGACCCAGCUGACUGAGAGGCCAGCCUGUGUGAAGAAAGACUACUCCAACUUCAUGGCCUCGCUCAACCUCAGGAACCGUUACGCUGGAGAGGUUGCUGGGAUGAUCAACUUUGCCGAGGCGACCCACAGCACGUCAGACCUGAACCGGCUGAUGAUGGGGCAGCUGAACGCCGCACUGGAGAGUGGCCAGCCUGAGACCUUCACCGAGGCCAUGUUCAAACUGGCCGCUCUUCUCAUCAGCUCCAAAGAGUGCGACCCUCAGCUGCUCCACCAUCUGUGCUGGUCUCCGCUGAAGAUGUUCACUGAGCACGGCAUGGAGACGGCCAUCGCCUGCUGGGACUGGCUACUGGCUGCCCACGCUGGAGUCGAGGUCCCGUUCAUGCGUGAGAUGGCCGGGGCGUGGCAGAUGACUGUGGAGCUGAAGAUGGGGCUCUUCUCGGACGCCCAGGUGGAGGCCGACCCGCUGGCCGCCUCCGAGGAGAGUCAGCCCGUGCCGUGCCCCCCCAACAACCCGCACCACAUCUGGAUUGAGUUCCUGGUCCAGAGGUUUGAGAUUGCAAAGUACUGCAGUGUGGACCAGGUGGAGAUUUUCGGCAGUCUGCUCCAGCGCUCGCUUGCGCUCAGCGUAGGUGGACCCAAGAGCAGCCUCAACCGGCACGUGGCCGCCAUUGGACCGCGCUUCAGGCUGCUGUCUCUGGGUCUAGCUCUGCUGCACUCGGACAUGGUCACCAACGCUACCAUCCGGAACGUUCUGCGUGAAAAGAUCUACUCCACAGCUUUUGACUACUUCAGCGUCGCUCCUAAGUUCCCCACACAAGGGGACAAACGCCUGAGGGAGGACAUCAGCAUUAUGAUCAAGUUCUAUGCCAGCAUUCUGUCGGACAAGAAGUACCUGGCGGCCUGCCAGCUGGUGCCACCUGACCAACAGGACCCAUCUCUGAACAGCCUGUCGGUGAUGAACGCGACUGACCCGCGGAGCAUGGACGGGGGCACCCGGCAGCAGACCGGCCAGGGCUGGAUCAACACCUACCCUCUCUCCAGUGGCAUGUCCACCGCCUCCAAGAAGUCAGGCAUGUCAAAGAAGAGCAACCGAGGAACUCAGCUCCACAAGUACUACAUGAGACGCAGGACUCUGCUGCUGGCACUACUGGCCAGCGAGAUCGAGCGUCUGACCACCUGGUACAACCCACUGUCCACCCAGGAGCUGGCCAUCUCAGUGGAACAGUCGGUGGAGACCAGCAUUGCCAACUGGAGGUCCAAGUACAUCAGCCUGAGCGAAAAGCAGUGGAAGGACAACGUCAACCUGGCGUGGAACAUCGCCCCUUACCUGGCCAUGCAGCUGCCCGCCAGGUUUAAGAAUGCAGAGGCCAUCGUUGCCGAGGUGACGCGCCUUGUCCGACUGGACCCAGGAGCAGUCAGCGAUGUCCCAGAAGCGGUCAAGUUCCUGGUCACAUGGCACACCAUAGACGCUGACUCCCCGGAGCUAAGUCACAUCCUGUGCUGGGCCCCGGCCGAUCCCCCCACCGGCCUGUCCUACUUCUCCAGCCUGUACCCUCCCCACCCACUCACCGCCCAGUACGGGGUCAAAGUGCUGCGAUCCUUCCCUCCUGAUGCCAUUCUCUUCUACAUUCCUCAAAUAGUCCAGGCUCUACGCUACGAUAAGAUGGGCUACGUGCGUGAGUACAUCCUGUGGGCGGCACAGAAGUCCCAGCUGCUGGCCCACCAGUUCAUCUGGAACAUGAAGACCAACAUCUUCAUGGACGAGGAGGCACACCAGAAGGACCCGGACAUCGGGGAGCUGCUGGAGCAGAUGAUGGAGGAGAUCAUCGGGGGUCUGUCUGGGCCGGCCAAAGAUUUCUACCAGCGCGAGUUUGACUUCUUCAACAAGAUCACCAACGUCUCCGCCAUUAUUAAACCUGUUCCUAAGGGAGAGGAGAGGAAGAGAGCCUGUCUGAAAGCCCUGUCUGACAUCAAAGUCCAGCCUGGCUGCUAUUUGCCCAGCAACCCUGAGGCCAUUGUUUUGGACAUUGACUACAAGUCUGGCACCCCUAUGCAGAGUGCCGCCAAGGCUCCUUAUCUGGCCAAGUUUAAGGUCAAGCGCUGUGGGGUCAGCGAGUUGGAGAAGGAAGGUCUGCGCUGUCCCUCUGACUCUCUGGAGGAUGGCGAUGAGAACUCGGAGGCUGCCCGGAGGGUGUGCUGGCAGGCGGCCAUCUUUAAAGUGGGCGACGACUGCAGACAGGACAUGCUGGCGCUGCAGAUCAUUGGCCUGUUCAAGAACAUCUUCCAGCUGGUCGGACUGGAUCUGUUUGUGUUUCCAUACCGAGUGGUAGCCACGGCCCCAGGGUGUGGGGUCAUUGAGUGCAUCCCUGACUGCAAGUCACGUGACCAGCUGGGCCGACAGACGGACUUUGGCAUGUAUGAUUAUUUCAGAAAUCAGUAUGGGGACGAGUCUACACUGGCCUUCCAGAAGGCCCGUUAUAACUUCAUCCGCAGCAUGGCUGCCUACAGUCUUUUUUCCUGCUUCCAGAUCAAGGGCCCGACCUUUUUAGCAACAUCAUGCUGGACAGCAAAGGGACACCUCAUCCACAUCCCGCAAGGGCACCUGUCCAUCAGUGCACCACACAGCCAUAGAUUUAGCAAGGGACACCUCAUCCACAUCGACUUUGGCUUCAUGUUUGAGAGCUCCCCCGGUGGCAACCUUGGCUGGGAACCCGACAUCAAGCUGACAGACGAGAUGGUGAUGAUCAUGGGUGGCAAGAUGGAGGCCACCCCCUUCAAGUGGUUCAUGGAGAUGUGCGUGCGAGGAUACCUGGCUGUCAGGCCCUACAUGGAUGCUGUGGUGUCCCUGGUCACUCUAAUGCUGGACACAGGGCUGCCGUGCUUCAGGGGACAGACCAUCAAGCUCCUCAAGCAGCGGUUCAACCCAGCCAUGAGUGAGAAAGAAGCUGCGGCCUUCAUGAUCAAAGUCAUCCAGAGCUGCUUCCUCAGUAGCAGGAGCAAAACCUACGACAUGCUUCAGUACUACCAAAACCAGAUCCCCUACUGAGCGUCAGCCAGGAGGACUGUCAUCUUUAUCUACACGUCUCCAAGUCUCUCUCUCUCUACACGCGCGUGUGUGCGUGUGUCGCGUGCGUGUGUGUGUGUGUGUGUGUGUGUGUGAAAUCAGGGGUCUACAAGCAAUGACACAAAAAAUGCACUUUACAAACCUUUAGAUAUUUCACAGACCCCUGACUUUGCCAGUCAAUCCAUUGCUGUGUUCAUGAACGUAGUCAAUCAUCGAUAGUCAGUUUGAACUCUCGGCUACUGUACUUAGCAUCACCAUUUUGAAUCAUUUCAGCUCUGGGCUACUGUAAUCAGCAUGUACUGUACAUCUAAAUGGUGUUGACUUUUGAUUUUGUGGCUCUCUUUUAACCCUGUAGUUAAUGUGGUGCACGUCCAUAUUUGGAACAUUCCAUUCAGUGUGUGUGUGAAGCAGUCUUGACCUUUAACUUGAACCUUCAGGAUUGGUUGUCACUGACCGUAUGUACUGGAGAGGACAGAUAGUCUGGCCCGUCCACCAAUCACUGGUGAGAGAUGAACGAUGUGCUGCAAAACCAAGACCAAUACCCUCACCCCUUAGGCUUCGACCAUCUGUCUCUCCGAGCACGGCCGGUCAGUGAAGACCCUCAGGGUUUGGUCAGCUAGCAUAGCCCAAUAAGCUAUACCACCGACUGUACCAACCUAUUUGCCCUGCAGGCCCUGGGGCCGUUAUGCAACCUGUGCACGUCUUAAUCACCAUCGUGUGUUUGACUGAACAGUUUUAGAGAGGUUCUUGUGUUUUACCUUGUGAGUGCAGAGACUUUGUCAUAUCCACACCAUGUGUCAGGAGAUAGCCCUUAACUGACAGCUGUAUUACUUUUAGAUGUAUUAUAAUUCUGGGGAAAUGGAUGUUUACUUGUAGACUAUCAACUAAGGUCAUGUAUUUGGGAUUAAGUCUUAGAGUAGGACCCAUCCCACUCCCUGGUUCUGUAUAUAAAUAGGUUUUAAUGUGGUUUUAACCAGAGGAAGCAAGAAGAGGACAUAAGAGAGAAAAUGUUGGUUACUGUUAAAAAUUUCUGAAAAUUUGCUGAGGCUGUAUUGAGAUUGAGUCUUAUUUGAGUUAGUAAAUGUGAUAUUUCAUACUAUAGACAUAUAAAUAUAUAUAUAGAUAUUAUUUUUCACAUUUCACCUUUUACAUGGAGGAGUCAUAGCCGUUUUGUUGACCCCUCCCACUCACUCCGUCCUUUUAUCUGUACGGCCGUCCAGCAGUGGACACCAGAAGGGUGCCGAUCCCCCACACCCCCCACACACACGCACGCUGCUUUCCGGCCUUCUGCCGGCCUUUGGCCCUGGUAGUGUGCUGACCGCAGCCAUAAAGCAGAGGGGGCAGGAGAGGAGAGGAGAGGGGAGGGGAAGGGGCCCGGUUAGGUGGGGGUAGGGAGGAGACUGACACUCCUGUAUGACUGGCCUCUGGCAGAGCUCGAGAUGUGGACCGAGACCCACCCCUCCCCCGUCCACACCACACCACACCACACACACAUCCUCUGCCAGCAGGUCAUGUGGGAUUCAGGGGCUUUAUUAUGUGAACUUUGUUCAUUGGUAAUCAUGGGUCAUGUGUGUCUGUUUGUGUAUGGAUGUGUGUGUGUGUGUGUGUGAAUGAGUGAGUGGUUGAACGUAUGACAUAACGUCCCAGCUCCAGUUGAAAUAAGAUCAUUUGAAAUGUACAUGUUUGAUCAAAUUCUAAAUAUAAACGACAGUAUAUGGAAA